Molecule: messenger RNA, 1263 nt
Organism: Adineta steineri
Lineage: Eukaryota; Metazoa; Rotifera; Eurotatoria; Adinetida; Adinetidae
Source: the annotation of a GenBank genome assembly
AUGAAAUUACGUUUUGAAGAAAUUAAAAUUUUGUUUCCUAAAUUAAAACAAAGUACAAUAUUUAUGGAUGAACGUGAAAAAUUAUUAUCCAAACUAUGUACAGAAAAAGAUCAAUCAAAUUCAACAUCGAUCGAUGAUAAUGAUUCAGAAGAACAAUUACUACUUAUAGAUGAAAAUAUGAGAUCUUCUGAUUCUGUUCCAUUUGUUGAAGAAAUAGUUAUAGAAAAUACUGAAGUUUCAUUAUUUGAUUCGAAUAAAAAUCAUUCUGAUAAUGAAGAAAAUGAUAAUCAAAUUGAAGCGAAUAAAAUCAAACUUCAGGAUGACUAUAAAUUACCAACAUUUCCAGAUGAUCUUCAGUUUGUUGUUGAUCAGAACGAUUUGACAAAAUUAGCUCCUCAUAGCUACUUUAGAAAAGUAUUGUUAAAUUUGAUUUAUGAUGAUAUUGCAAACAAACAUCAAUUGUUAUAUCCAAAAGCACAAGAUUAUCUUAUUAUCACAAAAGCUGUAUUACGAUCAUUAAAUAUUCCAGUGGAUAAUCAAAAUGUUUUGGAUCCAAUAUCACCUACACCUUGUAUUAAAAUUUUGGAUGAUAAAUACGAGCUCUAUCUUGAUUAUCAGCUUAUUGUACAAACAACAUCUGCUCAAGAGGUAAUUUCAAUUUUACUUAGUUUAUACAAUAUUUUUCAAGUAAAAUUCGUACGUCAUUCUCGUGGUGUUCAUUUACUGUAUGCAAUAAUGUUUCAAGAUCAAAAUGAACUUACUAAAUCAUUAAAAAAUCUUCUUGUAUCAUGGGAUUAUACAAUUAAAAAUAAAUUAGUUGUUCGUCAACAUCUAAGUACAAUAACAGCAACAACAUUGAAUAAUAGUAAUAUAACUCAAAGUACAAUAUCAAUGCAAUCAAAUGAAAAUAGUUUAGAUGUAGUUGAAAAAGUUGAUCCCAUUCAAAAUCAAACAAUUAAUGAUAUGGAACAAGAAUCAGUAACGAAUCAUUCACUUAAUCAUGCGCCAGCUUUAGGUAAUUGUAGAAGAAAAUCCGAUUGUAAUAUCAACCACGUCAAAAAAAAAUCUAUGUCAUCGAAGAAACAAUCUUCAAAACCUGCUGUCGAUGAAAAUAUUUUUGAGACAAUUGAGACCAGUUCUUUUAACAUUGAACCUGUAACUAAAGCAGCACAAUGUCCAAAAAAACGUAAACCAACAACAUCUCACGAACAUAUAACAAGAUCUUCAAGUCGUCUACAAUUCAAGAAAUCACGUUUAUCAUAA